UCCGCUAGAGCGCGUUCGGGCACGGAUAAAAGUUAGAGAGGCAACAGGUCGCUUGUCUCCGCAGUUCGCACAGAAUCGGCAUUAAUUAAGCCCACAACAAAUCAACGAACGAAGAUCAACGGCAACGGCGCCUAAGCGCGACUCCAAACAUACAAAAAAAAACUCUCUUCCUUUUUUAGUGGAUUCCCAACGAAAUGAGCUCGGACCAGAGGCCAUUUAGGGUCGGCAUGCCCAGAGUAAUGGCCGUGGGGCUCUUGAUCCUCAUCUGCUGUGGUCUGGUAGCAGGACAAUCGAACUAUGUGCAGCAUGGAGAUAGUGGUAAUUACACCACAAACGGACUGCCCGAGGAGGCCACUCUGGAUGGCAAGGUAACCAAAUUGGAUGACAUUAGCCCAUUGAUAUUCCUGAAUCGAACCAAGGCUGCGCUGAACUGUGCCGCCGGAUCCAUGCAGGUUGAUCUCAAGUUCAACGAUCCGUUCCAUGGCAUCAUACAGGCUGACUAUGAUCGCAGCAGUGCCUGUCGUGUGAGCGGCAAGGGAGCCCUUAGCUACCGCCUCGAGCUGCCCCUGAAGGGAUGUGGAACCAUUCAGAAUCCCACCCGCGUGUUCACCAACAACAUUAUAGUGCGUUUCCAUGCCAAUCUAGAGAUGGAUGGCGAUGAAAUUAUAACCAUUGUCUGCCGUUAUCCACCGCCGGUGCCCUCACUGCCACCAGCCCUGCCAGCUCCCAUUCUCAAUCCCAUUGCCACGGGCUCUGUGCUCCAGCCACCGCUGAAGAGCAUCCAAAUCCUGAUGAUCAUCUGUGCCAUUAUGUUCCUCACUCUGCUGCUCCUGGGACUGGCCGUCUCCUACUACUGCCUGCGUAGCCGUCCUAUACCCGUGGUGCGUCGCCUGCCCAUGAGCAUGGGCAGUGGCUCUGAGAUCACCAAACUGAGUGGCAGCAGUGUGGGUAACAUUAGUGUCUUUGAGGGCGUUAAGAUACCGCGUGCCCAUGCCGCUCUCCAGGCUGUCUACAGUUCCUCGGGCAGCGAGGGAGCUCUCAUUCCAUCCGAUUAUCCAAGCGAAUCGCACUCUGAGAUCGAGGAGAUUGACACACGUUCACUGCCUUUCAGUUCGGCGGGUAGCUUCGAGAAUCGUGCCUUCAUCCAGGAGACUUCCAGCAUCUAUAGCGACCACUAUGUUCCAGCCCAGGAGAUGCCAGCGGCGGCUGCUGUUAUGACCACAUCCUCGCUCACCCGUCACGCCAUACCCAUUCAGGAGGCCGUGGCAGCCGGUUCGCCCAAGUUCGAUGUCCAGGUGCGCGUCAAGAAGUCACCACCACCGCCGCCUUCGCCAGUAACCUCGGACACGGAAAGCGUGGCCACCCUGCGUCCUGACAGGAAUAACCUAUCGACCAUAAUGGAGGCCUACGAGGAUCGUGAGAGUGUCAUGACUAUGGAAUCCCUGCCGCCACAUGUUGAGACAAUCCACUCCCAGUUCACGUACGUGCCAGAGUUGCAUCCGGCUCCGCAGGUACCACAAACGCUUCCAUCGCCACCAAUGGCCAUUGCCGAGCCCAAGUUCUCUGUGUACACGCGCACGCAUCAGGAGGUGGUUGAUGGUCGUCCAGAGACAUGGUCUGACUACACCGAUGGCCCCGCACCCAGUGAGAUCACUGACCUAUCCUCCGAGGCUCCAGACAUGACUGUGGACACGAUGCACUAUUACGAGGAUGAGUAUGUGCCGAAUGUGCAGCUGCCGCCGCCAGUGACCUCGCACACCGUGGAUGAUGUCUACCUGCGCACGGUUACCGAGAAGAAGACCAUCGAGGAUAUUGAGAGUCACAAGCGAAGUGUCACUGAGUAUAAGAGCAAGCCGAGGGCACCACUACCACCGGCACCACCACCGCCGCCACCAGUGGAUCCCAAGUUUGAUGUGCGCGUGCGCAACUAUCCCAAUGAGCGGGAACAGCAGCAGUGGGAGAACUUCUCGGAUAUCUCCAGUGCCUCCGGUCUGACCCUUACGCCCAAGAUGGAGCGCAGCGAAUUGACCUUGCCGCUGGCCGAGCCACCGUCCCAGAUCCAUGACAAUAAACUGAAGCUGACCAGUCCCGAGCUGGUGGGCAACAUGAAGCCGAUCGAGGUGCCGCCCCAGGACAAGGAUGUGCCCAAUUGGGAUGUACUCAUACGCAUUCUGGAGGAGCCAGAGAUGUCGGAGGCCGGAGAUGAUGUCAGUUCGGUGCGUAAUCUGAGCUACGAUGAUCGUGCCAAGUGGAAGGAGAUCAUAACCACGCAGUCCUCGUUGCGCACCAUGCUGACCGAGGCGGUGGUGCGGGAGGACUUCGAGCGGAUUCGUCAGGAUACGCGUUAUGAGCGUAUGUUUGAGCCCCAGACCUGGGACGUUAUCAUCCGUAUCCUGGCACCACCCGGCGACGAUGAUCCGGAUGUGGAAAUGAGAAUGCCACGACGCGGUGGCAAAAAGGCUCCUCCACAGCCCUGGGAUACGCGUUCGCGUCGCAGCUCCCUGCCCACGCUCUACGAGUAUGAUAGCGAUGGCGGCUCCAGUGUCCGUACCAUUCGCAACGACCCCGGUAUGCCGGGCUUCCCCUCAUCGGCAUCGGGAGGUGGCUUCAAUGGCGGCCAGGGACCGUUCAAUCUGCAGCGCUCUCGCCGCAGCUCACGCACCUCGUAUCAGACCGACCACAACGACUUCCGCUCUAUGUCCGAGGUGACCGUGGACUUUGGCCGACCGCAGCCGGAUCACUCGGACAACAUGAGCGAUGCCAGCAGCUAUUAUCGGAUGCAGUACUAUGACGAUGACGACCGUCGCUCCUUCCACCGCUCCCUGAGUCAUCCUUCGCUGGCCCGCUCCGCCAGCGAGUUCACCGAGCACUGGACUGCUCCCGAUCCCGACGAGAUGGUGAUCUCCUCACCCGAGGGAACACCCCGUGCACGACGAGGAGUUCGUCAACCACUCCCACUGACGACUCACCAGGGCAGGACAGGUGAGCGUGUCCUGGCCCAGACACAGACGCAGAGCGAAUAUGUGGAGACCCAUAGGAGUGUCUACCAUGCUGGCAAGGAUAUGCCCUUGCCGCCACCACCACGCAAGUGGUAAUGGUCGCACGAUAAAUGAUCGAGAGAGAGAGAGUCACUUUAAUUAACAAAAAAAAAAAAAAAAACAAACAAACAAUCGACUAAAAACCACACGUUCCGGGAAGGGUAUUAAUUAUGAAAUUACAAUAUUGUAAAGAACGGACAUCCAACAAGAAGUGGCAGGACGUAAGGCCAGCCCCUUGAGUGGAUGUCCUUACAAUAUUAUUAUUUGCAUUCACACGUAGGUCACAAAGGACUCUACAUACUGACAUAUAUACAUAUAUAUAUAUCUGCAUACUUAAACACAAACAACAAAAAAAGUGCCAAUUACAAUUGCCUGACGACAAAGUUAGCCACAUUAAAAUAAUAAUUAAUAGAAACUAAAAUGUCCGUUUAAUGGAGGAUAACGUGACUUUUUAACUUUCGAUUCGCUGCAUUUUAUAAUAAUUAAUAAUGUCUCUUGUAAAGAGCAAAACAAGGUAAAAAAAGGAUUGGAUACCAAUCUUUAUUCGAUUUGUGUGUUCUGCACUCCCCAACAAGUAUAUAGAUUUGAAAAUAUACUCUAGAGAGCGAUUAGGAGAAGUGACAGAGAUUAGGAGAAGUAUACAUUUUAGUUAAUAAUAAAUACAUAUAUGGCUGCCGUUGAGCAUUUCGAUAGAACAA
This is a messenger RNA of Drosophila serrata, 3736 nucleotides long. It is a transcript of the gene pot, whose product is annotated as zona pellucida domain protein papillote. The record is from RefSeq and is a predicted model, not a curated record. NCBI's taxonomy places the organism in Eukaryota, Metazoa, Arthropoda, Insecta, Diptera, Drosophilidae.